This is a messenger RNA of Ictalurus furcatus (blue catfish), 5619 nucleotides long. RefSeq names its product phospholipase D1-like. Gene Ontology annotation, molecular function: D-type glycerophospholipase activity. The transcript is spliced from 24 exons. NCBI's taxonomy places the organism in Eukaryota, Metazoa, Chordata, Actinopteri, Siluriformes, Ictaluridae. Gene Ontology annotation, biological process: cell motility; phosphatidic acid biosynthetic process; intracellular signal transduction. The coding region runs from base 493 to 3105 and encodes 870 amino acids. The record is from RefSeq and is a predicted model, not a curated record.
CAGUCCUAUACCUAACAGAUAAGGUACCUCUGUUCCGACGUUGGGAACGUCUAGAUUCAGGAAUGCUUUCAUUCUCACUUUCGGCAUCAGAUCCACCUGAAUUUACUGACCCCCGUACAGACUGACCUACUGAAUCAUCAGCUGACACCUCGUGGUCAUGCUUCCUAAUACCUGUGUCUAAUUCAUCCUCAUCUUCCCCUCUACACCCUGUGUUUAUAUGUGUGGUUUGGUUCUGAAGCGAGUGAAUACACGGCGGUUCUGGCAGAACUUCGCACAUCUCCAACACCGAGCACUAUUAUGGAGUACACAUUUCUCAGAAGUCAUGGUGUCAGACUGACUGGAGUCCGGUACUGACCGCUUUGGGUAGAGCCUUCAGGAUGGAGUUGGGGAAGAUGUCCACAGCUCAUUUAAUAAAGAAACUCAUUCAAUUUGGGGUAGAAGUCACAGAAGAGGAGAGGAAAACAUUUGAGGAAAAAAUUACUUGAACUGUUCAUGGCGAGUUCCAAGAAAAACGAACAGUGUUGGCAUGUUGCUAACACUCCGCUGAUCUUCAGAGUGAUGCACAUCGAGUAUAUUGACGAGGAUCAGUAUCUGAUUACCCUGCACCUGACCCACGGUCAAUUCUCCUGGACUAUAAAAAGGCUAUUUAAAUAUCUAAAUGGCUCAUGCAAAAAGCAGCAGAAGUCAGAGCACAUGGCUGAGAAGACGCCCUCUGACAGUACCAAGAGAAUGGAGGAACUGAAAUACCUGAAAGAAGACCUAACAAUCACUCUAAAGAAGAUCUUACACAAAAGCUACUAUGGCAUGAUGGAGUUCCUUGGCAUCAGCCCUCUGUCCUUUAUCAAAGAUCUUGGACCCAAAGGCCCGGAGGGAUUUAUUUUGAAGGCACUUGGCCGUCACCGUUUGCAUCAUCUCCCAUGUCUGUGGUUGAAAUGCUGGCUUGUGGUCAAGGACUCAUUUCUGCUCUACAUGUCCAGAGAUCAUGAGGUGUUGUACGUGAUGCUUUUCGACCCUGAGCUGAAAGUCCUGCUUGAGGAGGAUAAGAGCUCUGAGCCACAAGAUCUGGUGGGAGAGGACAGGAUCAACCCCAAGCUACAAAUUCUGGUGGAAGAGGAGAGGAUCAACCCUGAACUGCAAGUUUCAGUGGAAGAGCAGAGGAUCAACCCUGAACUGCAAGUUUCGGUGGAAGAGGAGAGGAUCAACCCUGAACUGCAAGUUUCGGUGGAAGAGGAGAGGAUCAACCCUGAACUGCAAGUUUCGGUGGAAGAGGAGAGGAACAACCCUGAGCUGCAAGUUUUGGAAGAGAACUGUAAAGUCAGCAUGUGCAUCCAGAACGCCAGGAGGGAGAUGACCAUUAAGUGUAAUAGCUACAGGCAGGCCCAAUGGUGGAAAGAGGAGAUAGAUCAUCUGUCUGAACAUUGCGAUUUUCUCAAGACUCACCGAUUUGAUGGCUUCGCCCCACCUAGAUCUGACUCCCUCACCAAAUGGUACGUGAACGGGAGUGGAUAUUUCUCAGACCUGGCAGACGCACUGGAGAAGGCGGAGGAGGAGAUCUUCAUCACUGAUUGGUGGAUAAAUCCCGAAAUUUUCCUCAAGUGUCCAGCAAAGAAUACGUACUGGCGUCUGGACCACAUCCUCAAGCGCAAAGCCGAGGCAGGUGUGAAGGUGUCUGUACUGUUGUACAAAGAGAUUACAUUUGCCAGGGGCAUUAACAGCAGCUACAGUAAGAGGACCCUGAUGGACCUGCACCCAAAUAUCAAGGUGAUGCGUCAUCCCGACGACGUGGCCUCCGGUGUCUUCCUGUGGUCCCACCAUGAAAAGAUGGUGGCCAUCGACCAAUCGGUAGCCUUCAUGGGCGGGCUGGACCUUGCUUUUGGGAGAUGGGACGACAACAAUUACAGGUUGACUGACGUUGUAGAAUCGUGCACAGAUAUUCAGGGUGCAUGUUCAGAUCCAGAGACUAAAGGGAACGAUGUACCUGUCGCUGGCAGAGCAGAUGAAGAAAAGGAUUAUAACAACUUCUUUUUCACAAAGGACUGGGAAAAGCUGAACAAUCCUUAUGAAGAUAACGUGGACCAAACGCACGUGCCUCGCAUCCCGUGGCGCGACGUCGGAGCACUGGUCUAUGGGAAGGCAGCCAGGGACCUGGCACGCCACUUUAUCCAGCGCUGGAACUUCACUAAGAACUCUAUGAUGAAGUGUAACACCACUAUUUACCCGUACCUGCUGCCUAAGAGUCACACUACUGCCGAUAUGCUUCCUUUCACUGAGCCUGAAAUGGCCAAAGCAUCUGUGCAGGUACUUCGCUCCGUGGGUCAGUGGUCAGCUGGGACAUUCGAAUGUUCUAUACAAAAGGCGUAUGUAGACACCAUCAAGAACAGCCAGCACUACAUUUAUAUAGAGAACCAGUUUUUUAUUAGCGUUGAUGAGACUGCCGGAACCUCUUGCGCUGAUAAGACUCCUAAGAUAAGCAACGGCAUAGCAGACGCUAUUGUCGAUAGGAUCCUGCAUGCACACAAGAAUGGGCAGAAGUACAGAGUGUUUGUGGCGAUUCCUCUCCUGACUGGAUUCGGGGGAGACAUCAGUAAGGGAGUAAGCGACGGCAUGCGUGCAGUACUGCAUUAUACUUACAGUACAAUUAGUUGUGGAAAAAAGUCCAUUAUAAGCCGACUCGAGACAGAGAUGAAGGAUGAAUGGAGGCAGUACUUCUCUCUGUGUAGCAUGCGCACGCACUCUGAGCUUAUCUACAUCAACAGCAAAUUGCUGAUCGCCGAUGACCGCCGCUACAUCAUCGGUUCUGCCAACAUUAACAACAGGAGUCUGUUGGGAUAUCGGGACAGUGAGCUGGCCGUGCUGGUGGUGGACGAUCAGAGGGUUCCGUCCCUAAUGAACAGAGAAGAGUAUGAAGCUGGGCCUCUCGCGCUCGCUCUGCGGAAGGAGUGCUUCAGGGUCCUGCUGGGGGCCGCAGUAGAUAUCGACGACCCAGUCAGUGAUCAUUUCUUCACCAAGGUGUGGAACAAAAUCGCCCAUUCAAAUACCUCCAUCUAUGAAACGUUGAGUACGAGGCCCAGCAACCAGGCCCAGAGCGAACAGGCCAGAGAGUGAGACGGCUGUUGAGGAGGGGCUCAACAUCUGCAACAUCCACAACUUCGUCAACUUCCCCCUGGACUUCCUGCGCAACGAGAACCUGCUUCCACCAGCCAUCAAUAAUAAAUAAUAAAAGGAGGCCCAGAGUUCUGCUUGGAAGGACCAGGGUUGAUGGUGUUUGACCUUACAUCUAGUCACAGAAGUGGAAAACAGAGGAAGACUGUUAAGAAUGCAAGCCUGACCAUAAAAGCACAUAGAAUAAACAUGAGACAAUAGAUAAUGUGGAAAAAUCACUCACCCAUGGUACAGACACAUAGUAGAAAGAUGUAAAGGUAAUGCAUUCAGUCGUCUGUGGUGGAAAAAGGCCUCAUGGGUAAAUAAAGAGUAAGCAAAACGGUAGAGAACAUAUAGGCACCUGUGACGACAGGCCGGCGGCCGGCACACAAAAGAGGAAAAACGCUCCUACAUUAUGGUGAUGAUGCUGUUCUCUGGAGUACGGUGGUGGAUCUAUUGAUGAAGGAAUCUGGAUAUAUCAAAUCAAAUGAUAAAUUUAAGUGUCUAAAUCCUCCUGCUGCCUCUUUUCAUAGUCGUCUCUUUUACCCAAAACUAGUGUUGAGUUACACACUAAACAUACAACAAGAAUCAUUAAUCACUUACAUGCUGGAUGUCCUCCCUCCAUACUGUUUCUUCUCCUCAUUGGUGCUGCUGAGUCCUAAGUCGCUCCACUCACCAGGAAACAUCAGAACCAGUCAGAAUGAGAGAGACAUUCUUCAGAAGGUAUAGUUAGACAGAUGAUAUCAUUAAAGUUAUGUUUUAUACACUAUAACUAACCACUUUCACUGUUUAAAUGACGCUUCCUUACAAUAUCUGAAGAGUUGCAGCAUUAAUCAUCAUUAAAGUAUAUUUCAUGUAUUUACAUAUGAGUUAUUAAGUGUAGAUUUACUAUCUGGAAGUACUGACCUUCUGAGAAGAUUUUAACUGCUUAAUUUAAUAAGUUACUCACUUUCUGGAGGUAACCACUCCUUGCUGUUUCUUCUUCUGAUGGGGGCUGAUGAUUCUGGAUCUCUCUGUUCCUGCAGCUGCUUUGUUUUCUCCUCUAGAAGUCUGUCUUUCUCCUGAAGCUGUUUGUCUCUUUCCAUUAGCUGCGUCUCUCUCUCAGUUAGAAGACACUCUUUCUCUUCAAGAUGUUUGUUUUUUUCUGCUAACUCAGUUUUCUGUUGCUCCAGUACGAUCAUCUUGUCCUGCAGCUCCUGUCCCAGUGUCUCCAGUUUAUUUGUACUGGUUUCCAGCUCUUUAUCUGUGUUCUUCAGCUGUUUUUCUUUCUCACAGCAGUUUCUUCAUAUUCUCCAGUUCUGAGAUUUUCUCCUUAAUCUGUUCAGUGGCAUUUUGAAGUUUUUCAUUUGAGUCCAUUAACGCUACAUCUCUCUCAGAAGGAGUCUUCGUAUUAGUCUCCAGACGUUCUUUUAGAACCGUCAGCUGUUCAUUUUUCUCCUUUAAUUCUUUUUCCUUCCCCACAAGUUUUCUCUCCUUUUCUCUCCUUUUCCUCCACUUGUAUUCAUGCCUCCUGUAUUUGUCUUUCAGUUUCAGUUGUUGAUCUCUCCUGUAGAGCUCUUUCUCUCUCCUAUAGCUCUUCAGUCGACUUCUCUAGUUUUGUAUUUGUAUCUUUGAGUAGUGCGUCUUUCUCCUCCAUGAUUUUCUCUCUGUUUCUCAGUUCUGUGUCUUUAUUCUCUAUUUGUCUUUUACACUCCUCUAGCUGUUACUCUUUGUUCCAGUGAUUUAGACAGUUCCAGCUCAGUGUUUUUUAGCUCUUCAGUUUUUUCCAGUUUUCUGAUGUUUGUUUUAAAUUCACGAUAAAUCAUUUUUUCAUCUAUUUUAUAUUCUGAAGUAAUUAAAACCGAUUGUUAUUUGUGAAUAAUGUGUGGAGAAAGAAUGCUAUCUUCAGAAAAAAUAUAGUAAAAAAAUCCAUAUAAUAUAAUUAAAGAAUGAGCUUUUUUCCAGUCUCUCUUACUACUAUAGAGCAGAUUUCCCUGAAUUUAUUAACAAAAAUAAUGAAUUUGUUGGAGUCUCAAUUAUUUCUCGAUUUUCCUGCUGUGUGAUUUCCACCCCGAAAUAUUCUGAUUAUUUAUUGUAAUAACAAUAACCUUGAAAUUCAUGUUUUCUACACACAAUUACACACAAAAACAAUGGCAUGCAGUGUGAAUUCUUUACACCUCGAUAAAAUUUCUGUACGGUGUGUAAAUAAUAUCUUUAAUAGAGACUGUGACACGUUGUGAAUUUCAGACUACAUGCUGACUGGAGAUGUCGUUAUUGAACACUUCACUGUGCAACAAAUGAACAGGUGUGUUUAUUUUUGUAGCUCCUUCCAUACUCAUCAGUCAGUAGAGCAGAUGUCUCCAUUUCCACUCUCUCAUCUUCUGUCCAUUCUCUAUCUCUGUGGAAGGGAAUAAAACAGCGUGAAGGUUUUCUACAUGACUCCAUACUGUAUGUAAAUAAAGUGUUAAAUAAACAUGAAGUGUUUCUCUGUUCAGAUCA